UUGGGCUGCAGGAUCACAGCCACCACUGGGGCCGCUGUUGCUUUCAUUGGCCUCCACACCAGCUCCUUCACCAGCUCCCUAAGCCUGCGCUACUUCACCUAUGGGAUCCUCUUUGGCUGUGGCUGUUCCUUCGCCUUUCAACCAUCACUCGUCAUCCUGGGCCACUACUUCCAACGUCGCCUAGGUCUAGCCAAUGGUGUGGUGUCUGCAGGAAGUAGCAUCUUCUCCAUGUCAUUCCCCUUACUCAUAAAAAUGCUGGGGGAUAAAAUCAAGCUGGCCCAAACCUUCCAGGUGCUGAGUACCUUCAUGUUUAUCCUUACGCUGCUCUCACUCACUUACCGACCCCUCCUGCCCAGCUCCCAGGACACCCCAAGCAAGAGAGGUCCCCACACCCUGCGACAGCGCGUUCUGGCUCAGUUCAGAAAGUACUUCAACAUGCGUGUGUUCCGCCAACGCACCUACCGCAUCUGGGCCUUUGGGAUCGCUGCAGCUGCCCUUGGUUACUUCGUCCCCUAUGUACACCUGACUAAAUAUGUUAGAGAAGAAUUCAAGGAAAUCAAGGAGACCUGGGUGCUCUUGGUGUGUAUUGGGGCUACCUCAGGCCUUGGACGUCUUGUGUCAGGCCACAUCAGUGACUCCAUUCCUGGACUUAAGAAGAUAUACUUGCAGGUCCUCUCAUUCCUGCUCCUGGGCCUGAUGUCCAUGAUGAUCCCCCUGUGCCAGGACUUCUGGGGCCUUAUCGUUGUCUGCCUCUUCCUGGGCCUGUGUGAUGGUUUCUUCAUCACCAUCAUGGCUCCCAUUGCAUUUGAGCUGGUGGGACCCAUGCAGGCUUCACAGGCCAUUGGCUACCUCCUGGGCAUGAUGGCCCUGCCGAUGAUUGCUGGGCCUCCCAUUGCAGGCCUCCUUCGAAACUGCUUUGGUGACUACCAUGUGGCCUUCUAUUUUGCGGGUGUACCCCCCAUCAUUGGGGCUGUUAUCCUCUUCUUUGUUCCUCUGAUGCAUCAAAGGGUGUUCAAGAAAGAGCAGAGAGAUUCCAGCAAGGAUAAGAUGUUGUCCCACGAUCCCGACCCCAACGGAGAACUGCUGCCAGGCUCCCCAGCUCCUGAAGAGCCGAUUUAAUGCCUCUGUCUUGCCAGUGUGUGCUCCUCCCCACCCUACCCCUCCAUCUCACCCUGCUCAGCAUUUACAUUUUUGCCACCAGCACACUUGUUCCCAAACCUGUGCACACAGCAUUUCAGCCACCUGACCAUCUCCUCUGAGCCAACGCUCUCAGUGUUCCAAACUCAUUAACCAAAUUCUCCCUAUGAAUGCCUUGAAACUUGCCAGGCCCUUCUCCCAGGAUCUGGGAAAACGUGGGAUCACCCUCUGGCCUUUGGAUCCUCUCCACAUACUUUUUAGCCCCCUGGGGUGGGGGGAGGAGGAGGAGGAGGAGGAUGGAACCUCUGGCCCCAGCCUGUUAGUUACCCACUACAAUCCACUGCCAAAGGUGCUACUGUGUCCCCAGAACCCUGUGGGAGAGACCCAAGCCUCUGCUGAGGAAUUUGUUGCCAUCCAUCCUUGGGAGCCAUUUGGAGGUCAUGGGAAGGAAGGCCAAAAGAGACAAGGACCUUGUUUUUGCAUCAGUGCUCCUAAAGGCUCUGUGGCAUCCCAUGAUAUGGUUGGUUAACCAUCUGCUUCCCUUUUCCCUUCCUUUUAUUUUCUCUCUACUGCCUCCUGUCCAUUUUCUUCCCCUCUAUUUCUUAUUCCUGCCAUAGUCACAUAGGUGCUUGAAGAAAGGAGGGAACCCAGAGCUUGGGCCAAUCAGCUUCAUUUGGGCCCAGAUAAUCCCUAACACUAACAUUAAUCCUGCUCACCUCAGGCAGAGCUACAUCUCAUUUGGGGGCUCAAACUGAUAUAAUUAUGGACUGGAAGAGCAGGUAUCGAAUAGGGAAGGGAUCUUAAACACUACAUAGUUCCAUCUACCACUCACUGAUUUUUGACACAUUAACCAAGAGGCCUUCCCAGCUUCCCAUCCUUGUAGCCACCUGUCAAAUGUGAAGAAAUUCCUUUCAUCUCAUCAGAUACAGGAGGAGCGAUGACAGUGCACUGGCAUGAUGGGGGAGGGGUGCUGUGGUUAACAACUUGGUGAAGGACCAACUUCUUGAUCUCUCACUUUUGUAACAGGUCAAUAUUUCUACCUGGGCCAGGCCAGGAAAUGAACUGAUUCAAAAAAAAAAUAGAAAAAAGAAAAAAAUUUUCAUUGUGUACCUUGAUCCCAAAAAGACAUAGGCAGCAACUGCACACAUGGUUGGACAAUUUCUUUUAAGGGGAAGCCACCUAGCCUUUACCACCCAGUCUGUCCUCUCCUCCCCCCCAUUCUGGGCAUCCUGGGCCACUCUGCUGAGUGGGCAUUACAGGUGCCAGAAAAAGUAGGCUCUGGACCACCAUCAUCCCUUUGAAGUUGGUGCCAGAUACCUCCCUCCACCCAGGCUCUGGGCAACAGUCUUACUACAGAGCAUUCCAAGUGCCCCUGGCCAGAGGCAAAGGGCACUGCCAGCCUUGUCCAGUUGCACAGUUCACCUCAUUAGGAACUCAGCUUCUCUCUUCCCUGUCUUUGUGUGUCUCUCUCCUCUCUAGGCCUUUGUUUAUUGUGUUCCUGUACCCAACCUUUCAUCAUCUUUUGCCAGGCACCCCUGGCUGUUACUUGGACCCAACAAUAACUUGCCACCCCAAGCCAGGGUCAUCCCAAGGCCAGGAGGAUGAGGUUGCUCUGAGGGGCUCCAAAGAAUACAAUGGUCCCCACACAUGAGUUUUUCCGUUACUAACAGGCAGCUGGGGCAUAGUUGGCCUCUGAUGUUUCAUUCAAGGCCAAAGUCCUGAGCCCCCCUCCGCUGGUCCCAGUCCAGCUCUUAUCAACUCCCCAAAGGAAAACCCAUUGGUUCUUGGCUCUGAGGACAGGAAGGGGUGGAGUUACUGUCCUGUCAGCUCAAGCAUCUUUGGAACAGGAGAAGCUGGGCCCCAGGAGCCCUGUGACUCCCAAGAGAGGCCAUUGAAAAUACUAGAGCAACAGUGCCUCUGCUUCUAUUCCUCUUGCCCCACCCCUGCAGGCCACUUGGGGAGGGGGCAGUGAGUGUGCAGGGCCUCCUUUGUUGCUCAUGGCUAGAUAGCUCUUAAGAGUCAGGCUGCCACUCACUUCUCUCCAGAUGAAGGAAAGACAUCCACAGGUCCCAGAUCUGCCCAUUCAGAUGUCACCUAAGGUUGGCAGGAUGUCAAUUUACUUUUUUCACGCAUAUGUGUGUGCACGUGUGGGCUUGUGUGCUUUCCGAGAGACUGUUGUUUGGCCCAAGCAUCACAGUAUUACUAUUUAGAGUAGGAAGCAGCCUCUUAGGCACCACAGUUAAAAGUAAAGGAACGAACAAAAUGUCAGAGCUUGAGACCUGGGACAUUUAAAUCCUCAAGGGGUUUGGAACAAAAUAAA
Messenger RNA from Cricetulus griseus (Chinese hamster), 3457 nucleotides. The record is from RefSeq and is a predicted model, not a curated record. Lineage: Eukaryota; Metazoa; Chordata; Mammalia; Rodentia; Cricetidae.